Messenger RNA from Episyrphus balteatus (marmalade hoverfly), 1357 nucleotides. RefSeq lists its product as uncharacterized. Bases 174 to 1229 code for a protein of 351 amino acids. Lineage: Eukaryota; Metazoa; Arthropoda; Insecta; Diptera; Syrphidae. The record is from RefSeq and is a predicted model, not a curated record. The transcript is spliced from 2 exons.
AAGUGCUUUUUGUUCAUGCAUACAAAAAACCAAAAACAAAUCGGAAAAUAUACGAGAAAAGAACAACCAUCGGGUCUAAUUAAUAACAAAAUUGAUUAGAAAAUAAUAUUUGUCACGGAAUAGACGCAGUAUUUGUGCAAACUAAACGGAAUUAAUAAGAAAAAAUAGCGGAAAUGUCAAAUGAUCGUCUACCAUGUGAGCUUGACUGCAGCAACCUCGCUUCAGAAUGGAAAAAUUGGAAGAGGAAUUUUUUAAUGUACAUGAUAGCCACCAACAAAAUCGCGGAGACAGAAGCACGGAAAAUAGCAACUUUUUUGUGGCUUGUUGGUCCAAAAGCAUCGGAUAUAUUUAACACUUUGUUCCCGAAUGAUUCAAUGCUGGAAUCAAUUUUUGUCAAUCACCAUCCCAAUCAACCUGAGCCUGAACAUGAAGAGCCCGACCAAAACGAAGAUGAAGAGGAAGCAGAUGAUGAUGCAGAAAGUGUAGCAACGGUGGUGGUGGGUAACGAGAAUGGGCAAUUAACGUUGGAACUCGUUUUGAAGAAGUUUGAUGAGUACUGCUUGCCCCGAAAGAACACCACAAUGGAAACAUUCAAAUUCAACACAAUUGUGCAAAAAGACAAACAAAGCUUUGCGGAAUUUGAAACUGAACUACGCAAGCAGAUAAGUUAUUGUGAAUUCAAUUGUAAGUGUGGUGUUUCUUAUGAAGACCGCAUGCUCAGAGAUCGCAUUAUCAUCGGUGUUUGUGACAAAAAUUUGCAACUCAAAUUGUUAGAUGGAAAAAAUGAUCCAUUGAAAAAUGUUGUGGAGAAGUGCAAAACAUUCGAAGCUGCAACUGCAAACAAGAACAUUCUCGAUAAAGGUGUGAAAACACUCAAUGAAGUGAAGACAGAGCCAACUGAUUAUGAUGGUCAAGCAUGUGCGGUUUAUCGUGCAUGUUUCAACUGCGGUGGACCAUAUAAAUACGGACACAUGGACGAAUGUCGUGCAAAACGUGUUACCUGCAACAAAUGCUUAAAAGUUGGACAUUUCUCUAAGUUCUGUCGAGGUAAUCGAAAAAUGCAACCAGGAAAGAAGGACGACUCCAGCCACAACGGACAUCAAGAUAAAAGCCACAAUGGACAUCAAGAUAAAAGCCAGAACGGACAUCAAGACAAAAGCGGAUAUAAUGUAAAGAGAACUGGAAAUAACAAAGAAGUCAAUACUUUAACAUGGGAUAGCUCAGAAUAAAUUCUGUUUUCGAUAAUUCAAGUCAGUGGACAAAAACAUACUUGAUUGGGUCAGAACCUGUUAAAUUUAAGAUAGAUUCCGGAUCUGAUGUAAACUGCAUUCCUAUCAACGUUAUUAAGAAAAUCAAG